This is a messenger RNA of Vollenhovia emeryi, 1086 nucleotides long. RefSeq lists its product as uncharacterized. Lineage: Eukaryota; Metazoa; Arthropoda; Insecta; Hymenoptera; Formicidae. The record is from RefSeq and is a predicted model, not a curated record. Bases 495 to 989 code for a protein of 164 amino acids. The transcript is spliced from 5 exons.
CGGCGGCGCUCGUGAGUUUCGUGCCACGCCGAUUACGCAACUACUAACACGUGCCGCCGUGCCGCGUAAUACUUUGUCUUCGCUUCUACUUUAAUCCGAUCGCUCAAGAAAAUAACUAGAUACAUGCGUUGUAUGCGCGCAGGAAUAUAUGCGCGCUAAAUCGAGUGCCGAGUAUUUUGUGACGUUUGUAUCGAGUAAAAUACAGCUUGGAGUCCUCGAGCAAGCAGCAUCGACUGAUCCAAUGACUGCAGCCAUCUGUUCGCCAGCACGAGAGCCUCGCGCAUGCGUGAAAGAACUUCUGAUCUGAUUCGAGGAUUAUUGUCAGAUCUCGCGUGACGAUGUUUGUGGUAUAAAUAUUUUACCGAAAUUUUCCCUGUGACAUUAAUCAAUAAAAGAAGGGAGAAUGUUAUGUUUGAUGGCCAAACAUCUUAGUUUGUUUAUAACUUUAGAUCAACGGAGAUCGCGCAGAUGUGAUCGCGGGAUCGAUCGGUGAAAUGCAAUCGCGAAUUAUCGUCAACCUGCGCAUCGAACGGGGAAUACCGUUCGCCACGAGGAAUGCAAAUCUCUGGACGAAGAUAUUCCAGACGCAGAAGAAGAAGAAACCGCUGGCAUCAGAGGUCCUAACGAGCUACCUGUUGCAAAGCGGCGAGCCCCCCUGGACCUCGUACUUCGUCCGAUAUGCCGACGUGGUGAACGAUCAGCGGGGAAUGUCACACUUCAAUUGGCCGGCGGGCGGCAGCAAUUACCACGUACUUAGGACCGGCUGCUUCCCGUACAUCAAGUAUCACUGCAGCAAACGGCCGGCGCAGGAUCUCAGUGGCGAGGACAGAUUCUUCAAGGCGAUCAAGAUAUUGAACCUUGGUAUCCCCACCCUGAUGUACGGGCUGGCCGCGACACAGCUCAUCCGACACCGCGAGAUCGCGAGGACGCCUCGGGGUGACGUGACGAUCUACUUCUUGCUACCGGAGGACAAAGGCUCGCAGUACUGAGGUCUGCACCCUGCGACGCUAAUCUGCGCCGGGUCUUGCGUCACGGCCUUCCUCUGGAGAUGACAUUAACGGCAACGAAAUACAGACCCAUACCGGA